Molecule: messenger RNA, 2639 nt
Organism: Haliotis rufescens (red abalone)
Lineage: Eukaryota; Metazoa; Mollusca; Gastropoda; Lepetellida; Haliotidae
Product: prothrombin-like
Exons: 3
Coding region: 362-1012 (216 amino acids)
Molecular function (GO): signaling receptor binding; endopeptidase activity
Source: RefSeq, a predicted model, not a curated record
GUACUCUGCGCCUGGUAGGAGACAGACCAACUCAGCGCCCUCUGUUUCAACCAUACAGAGCCGUGAAGGCAUCACGGACGCAGAAUGCUUGGAGUGAUGUUUUACUUCCAAGAUAUGUCGUCAAACUAAUUUCUCUCACAACAUAGUGACGUUGUAAUAACUACUAGUGUAUGGAUGACAACAAGAACUGGUUUUAAGAAAACUGUAAUAAACACAGCUUUUAAAACAGACGUGUGAAACAGUCAAGAGCCACUAUUUAAGAAGGUAAGGAAGUAACCUGUCCAAGACAGUCACAGCUGCAAGAGUGGACAUCGACGACCUUGAUUGAUGGUAUAAGGAAAAAAUCUUAAAAACCUACAAAAUGAAAACCUUUCUGACAACAAUGUUGCUUGUGGAGCUGAUGACAGGGUGUGGUCAAGUCACGGGGACAUGCAGUCGAGGGGUUAACACCCCCGGGCUCAUGGCUAGUAGUAGACUCGUGGGGUCAGUCUACCUCGUGCUUCUGACCCUCACCCCACAGGACUGUGUGACGUCAUGUCUGCAGCAGUCUCGGUGCGCCAGCUUGAACUUCAAGGCGGGACAAUGCGAGCUCAACUACGACAACUCGACAACGGCUCCUUCUGGAAUGGUGGCUGCCUCUGGUUGGAACCAUGCAAGCGCGUUUUAUAUGCCAUCGCGACUUGCCGGUAUUUGUGGGCCCAGGCCGUGUGGUGUGAACGACACGUGCAGAGACAAGGGUGGGAGCUAUGAAUGUGAACAAGAUGAGUUAUGCUUCACAAGUUCGACGCUCUAUCUCGGAACCCUGAACAUUACCAAAACUGGCCGGACAUGUCAGAGAUGGGACACUGACAUCCCACACAAGCGUUCCCAUUUUGCCCGUGGGCUGUCACGCGGAGACCCGGCCCUAGUUGACGAGAGCAACUACUGUCGGAUGGACAAUCACACAAUGCCGUGGUGUUAUACGGUGGACCCCAGCGAACGUUGGGAGGAAUGUAGCGUUCCUUUCUGUUGAGUGAGUGAAUGAAUAUGGUUUUACGACCUUGGACAUCACAGCGGAGGACAUAUUAGCUUCACGAGCAGUAUCAAUAUUAGAAAUCGAACCAGGCAUUAACUAAAUCAACUGAGCUACUGUACCGCACUGCGUAUGUCUGGCCAUAAUAAGUCGCCUUUCAGACAGGUAGAUGGUUUAUAAACGUCAUGUGGACGCUCAAGCGUAUGACAGUAGAGGACUUAAAGACGUCAUACGGACGGUCACGUGUAUGACAAUAUGAGGUGUAUAGGCGUUACAUAAACAGUCAAGUGUAUGCCAAUAGACGGUUUAUAGACGUUGCCACCUAGGGCGUAAAACCUAUCCAUCACGGUCUAGUGAACACUACGGUACCCUCUCCCUUAAUUGCCCGGAGGGGCGGUCGGGUAGCCUCGUGGUUAAAGCGUUCGCUCGUCACGCUGAAGACCCGGGUUCGAUUCCCGACAUGGGUACAAUGUGUGAAGCCCAUUUCUGGUGUCCCCCCCCGUGAUAUUGCUGGAAUAUUGCUAAAAGCGGCGUAAAACCAAACUCACUCACUCACUCACUAAUUGCCCGGCGUCGCCAUACUCUUGCGUCUGUACGUUAAUUGUAAGAGAACUGGUGACCCGUAAAUAUAUUCCCUAGCUGUUUAAUCACAUACUUUUAUCAUAAUUGAUUUGAUACAUGUUAUCUCGUAUAUUUAUGGAAACUUAUUGAAAAUAUUCUUUGAUCUUCAGGCCGUAUCGCGAUUAUCAAGCGCUGGUAGAUAUUUCUCAUGUAUUAUUAUACAUAUCAGGUUGUAAAUCUUUAGUGGUACCGUUAAUAAGUAAUACAAUUGCAUUGCCCUACAGCCGUCCUUUUAAGGUCUUACGUAAGAGAUAUAAAGUAAUAUAACCAGUGAAUACAUUUACGGUUGUUGUUGCUGUUGUUACAAUUAUGUUAUGGUAGUUUUUAUUUUACACUGAAAUAUCUAUUUCUUGGCAAGAUGGAAAUCUAGAGCUUAUACAUUAUUUAUAAUGUGUGAAAUUCCAACGAAAUAUAUAGACCUAAUCUACGUCUCGGCAUAUAAACACUGAAAACAACAAAUUGGGACAGUUAUCUAAAAAGGCUUUUGAAUCUUGUAUUUUGUCAUCUAUAAUUGGAACAAUAUUAAGGACCCCAUCAUUAGUCCAGAAAUGAUAUGUAAAUAAAUGAUUGUAUUCAGUCUUCACAGUGAAGUCCGUAUCUGGUGCAUGCCCGGCCCGACAUCCUCUGGACACAUUGGAAAUCAAAAACAAGAUUUUUUUGUCCCGUGGUAUCCUCCGCCAUAUUUCUUGUGAGGCCUUCAAACUGUUUGAAAAUUUGGGAACGCUGAGGUCGGUCGCGAACCCUUCAGUCCAGGACAACCCGAAGGUGUUAAAUCAGUGACAUGUCUGGGGAUUUGGCUGGCCAGGACAAUGUUGUGACACCUUGCUGCCCCAGACAGUCGACUGCAACAUGAACUCGUUGAGAACGUUCGUUGUCGUCCUGGAACUCAAAGUUCUGACCUGCGCUCUGGACAAAUGGGAUUACCACUGGAUGUAAUAUUUGGUCCACAUACCGUUGACAGGUCAUAUUCCCUUGCCCGAGACCCUUGAAGAUCCGGGGUAGAAUA